UAUCACAUAUUUAGUAUGGCGGAUGCGGUGGAGUUGUCAAUUUAUCAUUAUGUUUGUUUUUUAAAGAUCAAAUAGAAAUCUUACAAAAAUGUCGUCUACAGAACCUUCACAGAACAAGACCUGGGAACUAUCCCUAUAUGAAUUGCACCGUACACCGCAGGAGGUGAUAACAGAUGCCACAGAAAUAGCGGUAUCACCGCGCAGCUUGCACAGUGAAUUAAUGUGUCCUAUUUGUUUGGAUAUGCUAAAGAAAACUAUGACUACGAAAGAAUGCUUGCAUCGGUUUUGUUCAGACUGUAUUAUUACUGCACUUCGAUCAGGAAAUAAGGAAUGCCCUACAUGUAGAAAAAAACUGGUAUCUAAAAGAUCACUUAGGCCUGAUCCCAACUUUGACUUACUUAUAUCCAAAAUUUAUCCUAGCAGAGACGAAUAUGAAGCUCACCAAGAGCGGGUUUUGGCUAAAAUAAAUAUGUCCCAUUCCCAAGCUUCUUUAGUAAACUCUAUAACCGAAGGUAUAAAGUUGCAAUCACAGAAUAGGCCACAAAGAGCGCGCAAAAAUCAUGACGACAACAGUAACGCUUCGAAUUCAAACAAUAAUACGGAGCCUCCACAAAAUGGUAGCAGUAGCUCGGUACCUAAGGACAGUACAUCUUCAGCCGCAAACCCUACCACACCCGGACAAUCAACUUCGAACCCUGCAUCUGUACGGAGUACUCCAUCUCCUGUGCCAUCGAACAUUAGUUCUGUUUCAAAAAACACCAGCACAACUAAGCGGGCUAAAUCCAUUUUGACAUCUGAACGCAGUGAAGGAAGUGAAUCUAGUGACAGCAGGACUGAAGGCGAGAACUCAAUGGACACAGAGGGUGAAAGUGAACCCUUGAAUCCUAAUGAAAUAGAGCUCGUGUUUAAACCACAUCCCACAGAGAUGACAGGAGACAAUCAACUAAUGAGAGCUCUCCGAGACAGUUCAGUGAGAUAUUUAAAAACUACAGCGAAUGCUUCAGUGGAUCAUCUCAGCAAGUAUCUCGCCAUGCGUUUAACAUUAGAUCUGGAUGCUGAACUACCAGAGACCUACCGCCUCUUGAACUUCUGUAUCUAUGUGGCUCCAUCUCCUGGACAGUUUGUGCCACUGGCCGGCUCGCAGACGUUGAGACAAAUUAAUGAUAAAUUUUGGAAGGUGAACAAACCGCUGGAGAUGUACUAUUCUUGGAAGAAAACCUAGAAGUAAAACACAUUUUAGUUAUCAUCUUAUAACUAAAAUGGUAAUGAAUCUGAUAUAACAUAGAUUUAUUAAAAUGAUAUUUAAUUUUUAAUUAAUGGACAUAUGUGAUUACUUCUAUAUACACAUGGCCAUAACAUGUGUUAUAAUCUAUAGAUAUAAUAAUCUAAUAUCUAUAGAUAUUACAAAAUCUGUAUUAUAUAUAAGGAUAUUUCGUCGGUGUAUUCUCAUUGAUUCAUGUAUGUUAGAAACAACAUGUAAUUUUAUAGAACUGAUUUAGUUUUACACUAAUAUGUAAAGCAAAUAUUGUUGGCAACACUAAUUAGUCGGAUAUAAUACUUUACGGUACAAUGAAUUAAUCAUAAAACUAUGAAUUUCAAAAUGUAAUUUAGAUUUAAAUGUAUUAUGUAGGCAAAUAAAUAUAAUAUUACCAAUUUUUAUCAUAAUAAAUUGAUACUUCUUUUUAUUUUGUACAGAUAAUAAAAAUGCAUUUCUAAUUCCGGUUUUAUAUUUUUUUAAAUAUACCAUAUUAAUGGUUGUAAAAAUCACAUGCAGUCGGCAGUGUACAACUAAUGUGCAAUUAUAUUAUUCAAUUAAAUUUGACAUUUAACAAUAA
Messenger RNA from Danaus plexippus (monarch butterfly), 1835 nucleotides. RefSeq names its product E3 ubiquitin-protein ligase RING1 (gene Sce). Gene Ontology annotation, molecular function: chromatin binding; ubiquitin protein ligase activity. The coding region runs from base 89 to 1222 and encodes 377 amino acids. NCBI's taxonomy places the organism in Eukaryota, Metazoa, Arthropoda, Insecta, Lepidoptera, Nymphalidae. Gene Ontology annotation, cellular component: PcG protein complex; ubiquitin ligase complex. The record is from RefSeq and is a predicted model, not a curated record. The transcript is spliced from 4 exons.